Messenger RNA from Sebastes umbrosus (honeycomb rockfish), 4556 nucleotides. Its product is annotated as G-protein coupled receptor 26-like. Gene Ontology annotation, biological process: adenylate cyclase-activating G protein-coupled receptor signaling pathway. Gene Ontology annotation, molecular function: G protein-coupled receptor activity. NCBI's taxonomy places the organism in Eukaryota, Metazoa, Chordata, Actinopteri, Perciformes, Sebastidae. Bases 697 to 1776 code for a protein of 359 amino acids. Gene Ontology annotation, cellular component: membrane. The record is from RefSeq and is a predicted model, not a curated record. The transcript has 3 exons.
AUGGGCUGGGUCUCAGGAGGAUAUGUUGCCUGUGUUGCAUCUAUAGUCAUGUCACUGCUGCAUCCAGGUCUUCCUUGAAAAGCAAUCUAAAGGAGACCUUAAAGAAGAAAAACAAUACACCUUGAAUGCAUCAGACAAUGGUGGCAUCAUUGAAUAAUUCAUAAUGUAUUAUGUAAAAUAAUAAUAAUAAUAAUAAACUAGUGUUCCAAGUAAAAAGAGAACAAACAAAAGCAUCAGAUUUGUCAUUUACUGUUUAAAUCUGACGUUUUUUUUUCUUGCAAGUUUGGUAUGGUGUGACAGGAAGGAAACUCUCUGGGGGAAUCACUACAAUUUCCUUUUCUUUUUUUUUUCCUCUAGCAGGAAUCCCCACUUAUUAAUGUUCUUUGUGUUUCCUCAGAAGGAGUCUGGGGAGAGAUCAAGUAUUGCCCACACACUGUGCAGUGUGCAUGCACUGGGUGAUGCCUCGAGAGCGCAUCACAUGCAGGACGACACAAAACCCCACUACUGCAAGACGCAGUGCCAGAAGAGAGCAGAGCUUUGGCACCAGAGCUGUUUUUUUCCUGCAGGAAUAAAAAACAAGGGGAAAUACUUCUUAUCAUGCAGGAAUCCCCCUGAUCAUCAUUUUUGCAUGGGGAGAAAAAAAAAGAGAAACCCUACCAGUGGAGAUAUCUGAGGGAUGCUUGGACACGGUUAUGGAUGAUUAAUGCCAUUCUGAAGACUGGAUAUGCGCACAAAAAAGUGGGGAUAAGUGAGCCCACAUGCAGGAUGGACACUGCGGAGGUGCUUCUCUCUGUGUUGGUGGUUGUGAUCAUCGUGGUGUCGUUGCUGUCCAACGUCCUGGUGCUGAUCUGCUUCCUCUACAACCCGGAGAUCCGCAAGCAGGUGCCCGGCUUGUUCAAUCUCAACCUCACCUUCUGCAACCUGUUGCUCACCGUCUCCAACAUGCCUCUCACUCUGGCUGGACUUGUGGGUAAAGCUCAGCCCGGUGGAGACGGUUUCUGCCAGAUCGUGGGCUUCCUGGAGACCUUCCUGUCCACCAACUCCAUGCUGAGCAUGGCUGCGCUGAGCAUCGACAGGUGGAUCGCCGUGGUGUUCCCACUGAGGUACCACUCCAAGAUGCGCCACCGGGACGCGGCUCUGGUGCUCGGGUACACGUGGGCGCACUGUGCGUCCUUCUCCACGGUGGCCACCUGCUUCUCCUGGGUGGGAUACCACCGGCUCUACGCGUCCUGCACCCUGUCCAACCCGAGGGCGAGCACCAGGACCCAGUUCGUCAUCUUCACCGUGUUCUUCCACUCCUUCACCUUCCUGCUGUCUUUUAUAGUGCUGUGUGUCACAUACCUCAAAGUGCUCAAAGUGGCAAGGUUUCACUGCAAGAGGAUCGAUGUUAUUACCAUGCAAACUUUGGUGCUGCUGGUGGAUAUACACCCCAGUGUUCGCCAGCGUUGCCUGGAGGAACAGAAGAGAAGACGACAGAGAGCGACGAGGAAGAUCAGCACCUUCAUCGGCACCUUUAUGCUCUGCUUCGCUCCCUAUGUGAUCACAAGGAUCGUGGAGUUAUUUCCAGCGGUGCCUAUCAACCCCCACUGGGGAAUUGUCUCCAAGUGCUUAGCUUACAGCAAGGCAGCCUGCGACCCCUUUGUGUACUCCCUGCUCCGACACCAGUACAAGAAGACGUGCACUGACAUCAUCAACAGGCUGCUGAAGCGAAGCUCCCUGAACGCGUCCGGGCGCGGGCACGAGAACCAAGUGCGCAGCAUACCGACGGCAGAGUGACAGUGAUACGGGCUGAGGGAUGACCCGGCGACUGUCAGGGAAAUAUGAGGCUGAUUUAUCUUCGAUGAAGAAGAGAACAAAUAUUGGUUGUUCCUAUCCGCGUCUGCUUGAAUUUGGUCUGAUAUGCCAAAAAAACAGUGACUACAGACAAGGGCAAAUCCCUGCACAGGGAAUACCACUGUGCUUGCAUACUGAGUUCCAAGAACAGCCGAUCAGUGCAGUGAACUUGUGAGGACGAUGAGCAACGGCAGGUUUCACAUCCACCUGGAGAGACAGAUGUGCUCGCCCAAGAAGAACAGCCAAUUCAUAGCCUCAUUAUUCUAACUAGGGUAUAGCUUUCAGUCUCAUAUACGAUACAUUGAUUUUGUUUUACAUUACUGUAGUAUAGACGAAUCCGGCGACCGCUUUGUGUGUUCCACCAUCCAGCGACGCCAUUACUGCGGUGGCAAGUCCUAGUGACUCAUGUCCACAGGAUCCGUCAUUUCCACACUUCCCAUUUGUUGUCUACGUAAGCAGCCGUGUAAUGCAUUCUGGUAGCGCAGCGUUGUGUUUUGAGAGACGGGCCGUCACGUUGGCCGCUCCUCAUUUGCCGUUGUUGAUCUAAAAUGAAGAAAGAUUCGGCAACUGCAUGGCUUAUUUCACGCCUCAAAUAUUUUCAGAAACACAUUUCGAUGAACUAUUUUCAUAAUAUACAAGAAAAAAGUACCCAAACGAGCCGCCAUGUUCGUUCUUCUUUGAAAGCUGGCAGCAGCAGAAGCCCACGAGUGAAAGCAUUCGUCCAAUCAGGUGCCUAGUGGGCCAUCAAGCGUGCAAUGCUGGGAAAAUGACCCUGUGGACACGUACCAUCAGUGUCAGCUAACCGUGAUAACUGGUGACUUUCAGCGGAAUGCGUCUGUGGUUGCUCGUAAUAACUUACGUAAAUGGUUGGCGUAGAUAAUAAAUACAGAUGGGUAUGUAUUUAAAAUUGAUUAAAGUGUAAUUUAAGGCUUUUACGAGGACGCCUACAUGUUCUGUUCGUGUUUUCAGCAGCUGCCGUCACUACGAGCAACCACGAGCGUACUGCCACCGCAGUAAUGGCUAUUUGUUUAGUUCCGGUAUUUCCCCGGAUUUGUGUAUUCAUAUUAUGUUUAAAGAAAAAAGGAUAGGGAAUGGCUGUAUGUCUGUUUUAGUCUGUGCAAAGUGUUUGCAAGUGAUACGUUCACACUGUAUGUAGCACUGAAAACUAGCCUAACCAAAACCAGUCCCCAAAUUGUAUUACAGAUGAAAACAUACAGCAGACAGUUCGGCUCAGGUUAUUUCAGACUUGAUGGGGUUAAACACACUCCCAAUUUAACAAAUUUAAGGUACUUUUUAUUUUUCUAGUACAUUGUCCUGUAGUGUAAGGGCCAACGAAGGAAGAAAGCAAGACUGUGUGUGUUUUUCUGUGUUUCGUGUGUGUAAACAAAUUGCCAUCGUUUUGAAGGACUUACUUACUGACCCGGCCAAGCAGAGAUUUAACGGGAAAAAUAGGCCUUCAAAAACCGGCUGCCUUUGCUGUCAAGAUGACUGACAUGUGCCCCUCAGGUUGUUUAGUCAAGUGGAGCGUGAUGGACUGUACUUGGCCGGGUUUGUGCUCACAGAGAGGAGUGAAACCGUAGAGACCGCUUCAUACUUUAUCACACAUUUUGGGCAAGACGGACAGGAAAGAAAAAUGUAUAUGAUGUAUUUAAUAGCAAUGACGGCCGUCCAUGAAAAGCUAAAGAAAUAAUCUCUGCUCUCUGUUUCGUGUUUUUAAGAAAUAUACAUGGCAACCAGCGUAUAUAUGUUUUUUAAUGAGAUUGAUAUCUAUAGAAGGAUGGCAAUAUCACCUUUUUACUGUAUAUUUAUUUAGUCCCAUUGCUUGUGCAGUUUAGUAGUUUCCAGGCCUUUCUUGAAGACCUAUAAGCCCAAGAGCCCUCUUGACUGAAGUGUUAUCUGACUCACUAUAUGUUGUACCUAUUAUAUCCAUUUGUGUUCUGUAUCAGAAGACAGGCAGCUCUGUAUCAGAGGGCUUGUGACUGGGCUCCACUUGUUAUAGAGUUGACAAACUGUAGAUAGCACCUGAGUUCAGAAAACAGAGAAUAUUGCAAACGUUUUUGAUGGAUUUGGAUAUACAGUGUGUUUAGAUGGUACAUGAACGGGGCCAACAGUGAGAUACUGGAUGUAUCACACAGUGCCAAAAUGAUCGAUGAUGCCCAGUGAGCCAAAUAUUAGUAGCUGCACUUCAUGUUUCUGGAAAUAGAAGAGAAGAUGGAUAUAGAAUAUUUAUGUUAUUACUAAUUGAUACAUGUUUAUUUUAUUUGUGAUAAUACAGAGGAGAAAUGGCUGUCUUGGAUAUAUGAUGCAUUGUGAAGUACUGUAUGACACUCCAAGACAACUGAUGCCUUAAAUUCUGUGAUAUAUGACGGUUUAGAGUUUUUCCAUUCACAAUUGCACAUCUUGAACAAUAUAGAUAGGGUCAAUCAUUGCCUUAUUCACUUCCGUUCAUUAACACAUAAUGAUCUAGAAUUUGUAUUUCUGUACCCUAACUCUGCUUUUGAUGAUAAUUUCUCAACCCAGUCGCCAGAACAAAUGUUGGUACGUUACUGCAAACCACGGGAUACGCUGAAUGUUGACGUUUCUGACCCAAAAAUGCAUUUCAUAAAUAUAUCAGCCUCUAGUCAUGCUUGCAGAAACACACAAUGCCACGUUGUUAAUGUUGUGAAACGAUUGGUUAGGUUUAGGCAACUAAACUACUCGGUUACGGUUAGAAAAAACAUCAU